UGGCUGGGAAUGAACUUGUAUCUCUUUAUGGUCACAUUCCGUUGGUAUGAAGAGGAGGAGUCUUUUCUCUACACACGAGUUAUUUUGGGGUCGACACUGGCUUGGGCAAAAGCAUCUGCACUGUGCCUGAAUUUUAACUGCAUGUUAAUCCUGUUGCCCGUCAGCCGAAACUUCAUUUCAUUCGUGAGAGGAACAAGCGCUUGCUGCAGAGGACCAUGGGGAAGGCAACUAGACAAAAACCUCAAAUUCCACAAGUUAGUCGCCUAUGGAAUAGCUGUUAGUGCAGCCAUCCACAUCGUGGCCCAUUUGUUCAACCUGGAGCGCUACCACUUGAGCCAAUCGGAGGAGGCCCCUGGACUUCCGGCUGCACUUUCCAAACUUGGCAACAGCCCAAAUGAGAGCUACCUCAACCCCAUCCGGACCGCCGGCACAAACCCAGUCAUUGAGUUGCUAACGACAAUAGCAGGCAUUACUGGCCUGGUGCUCUCGCUGGCUUUGAUCCUGCUCAUGACCUCCUCUACUGAGUUCAUCAGACAGGUGUCCUACGAGUUGUUCUGGUAUACACACCAUGUUUUCAUCAUCUUCUUUAUCAGUCUGGCUCUCCAUGGGGCAGGUCGGAUUGUUCGAGGUCAAACUCCAGAGAGCCUCUUGCUACACAAUGUCACCUUCUGUAGAAACCACUAUGACAAGUGGCACGCAGUCGCCCAGUGUCCCAUGCCUCGAUUUUCUGGCAAGGAACCCUCGGCUUGGAAAUGGGUUUUGGGACCCGUGGUCUUGUAUGCUUGUGAACGAAUAAUUAGGUUCUGGCGAUUUCAGCAAGAGGUUGUCAUUACCAAGGUGAUAAGUCACCCAUCUGGAGUCUUGGAACUUCGCAUGAAGAAGCGUGACUUCACAAUGGCUCCAGGGCAGUACAUCUUCAUCCAGUGCCCGGCCAUCUCCCUGCUGGAGUGGCAUCCCUUCACCCUCACCUCAGCCCCCCACGAAGACUUCUUCAGUGUGCACAUCCGGGCAGCAGGAGACUGGACAGAAGCUUUGUGUGAGGCCUUUGGGGCACAGGGACAGGACCUGAAGGAUCCCUGUAGCUUGCCAAGGCUGGCCGUGGACGGGCCAUUCGGAGCUGCUCUGACGGACGUGUUCCACUACCCCGCGAGUGUGUGCAUUGCAGCCGGAAUCGGAGUCACUCCCUUUGCCGCACUUCUGAAAUCUCUAUGGCACAAAUGUUGUGAUUCCCAGAGCCAGCUGAAGCCAAGCAAGGUGUAUUUCUAUUGGAUCUGCCGGGAUGCAAGGGCAUUUGAGUGGUUUGCUGAUCUCUUACUCUCGCUGGAAACACAGAUGAGCGAACAAGGGAAAGCUCACUUUCUGAGUUAUCGUAUAUUUCUCACUGGCUGGGAUGAAGACCAGGCUCUUCACAUAGCUUUACACUGGGAUGAGAAUACUGACGUGAUUACAGGCUUAAAGCAGAAAACCUUCUACGGGAGACCUAACUGGGACGACGAAUUCAAGCAGAUAGCCUACAGUCACCCCAGCAGCAGUAUCGGCGUGUUUUUCUGUGGACCCAGAGCUCUCUCAAAGUCGCUUCAAAGGAUGUGCCGCUUGUAUUCAUCAGCUGACCCCAGGGGUGUACAUUUUUAUUACAGCAAGGAAAGCUUCUAGACGUCGGAGGUUUUCAAUCACGUUAUUGACUUCAGAUACCUCCGGCAGGGGUUCCUGUGACUGCCUGUUAAUAUUAGUGUCCACCCGGGAAUCCUUUAUGACAGCUAGCCAUUGACAACAAUAUACCGCAUCAGACUGCCUUAGCUUAUGAAUAGCAUGCCGAACACAAUAGAGCUAAAACGUUUACUGAAAUUAAAACAGAUUAUGUUUUUCAAAUGCUUCUUAUCAUUUAGAUUGUCAUUCUGUCACAAAAGAAAAUUAAAUUGGUCUGACGUGUUUUGUCUUACAAAAUCAGGCAGCCAUGUAAGCUUUCCAAAUAUUUCUAAAUUAUGAACUGAUCAUCAAUGGAUAUGUAUUCUAUGAGUUCUGAGGAAUAUACUCUUUAGGUUUAAAAUGCUGAUUAUAGUCCAUAAUAUCACAAAAAUGUUUCUACUAACUCUGCCCUGUAAUUUCUCUGUAUAUUUAAGUAUUGCAUGAUACAUAUCAUUGAAACUUUACUAAUGUUAAUACAGCCAAUCAUUCUGUGCAAUUAUUUCCCCAUUUAGAUUUGAAUCAGCCUUUGCAACUAGCAAUGUCUAUAGUCAAUCUAUCCUUUAACAGGAAAAUUAAAUAUAUUGGAUUUUGUUCUCUUGGUCAAAUUCAAUUAUUGUUUUUCUUGAUCUGUGUAUUUGAAAAUAAAAUAUACUUUUUGGUCCACUGAUUUUUGUCUAAUAAAU
Messenger RNA from Oryctolagus cuniculus (rabbit), 2369 nucleotides. It is a transcript of the gene NOX3, whose product is annotated as NADPH oxidase 3. Lineage: Eukaryota; Metazoa; Chordata; Mammalia; Lagomorpha; Leporidae. Gene Ontology annotation, biological process: superoxide anion generation; defense response. The record is from RefSeq and is a predicted model, not a curated record. Gene Ontology annotation, cellular component: plasma membrane; NADPH oxidase complex. Gene Ontology annotation, molecular function: superoxide-generating NAD(P)H oxidase activity.